CUGGCGCCACGGUCGUGGAGUUUUUUUGCGUGAAGAGAAAAAUCAUCGUCCAAGUCCACCUUUUUUUCUUACCAAUUUUAAUGUUAAAAAGAAAUCUAUACGUCCAUAGAAUCAACUGAAAUCGUAAUGUUAAUGAAUUGAAUAAUUGUUGAAAGAGUGAAUUGUGACACAAUGGCUGCGAGCGAAGUGGAAAAUUUGCGUGCUGAAGUUGAGCGAUUAGGGAGGGAUUUGGAAAUUGCAAGCAGUGAAAAAAUCCAAUCUGCACAAUAUGGGCUGGUGCUGCUGGAGGAGAAGGCUCACCUGCAGCACAAAUGUGAGGAGCUGGAGAACCUCUAUGAGAAUACAAAGCAUGAUUUGGACAUAACUCUUGAGGCUCUAGCCAAGUUUCAGACAUCACAGAAAGUGACGACAAAGACUGGCAUUGAGCAGGAGGAAUCUCUGCUCACGGAAACAGCUGCAAUGGAAACAUCACUCAAUUUGCACAUCCUCGAGUUGGAGAAUGAAGUUAAACAGCUUCGUCAUGAACUUGAACGUGUCGCCAAUGAGCGUGACCGGAUGCUCCAGGAAAACUCCGAUAUGGGUCGGGAUAAAUCCGACACGGAGGCGGAAAAGAUGAAAUUGAAAGCGGAGCUGAAGGAUUUGAAAUUUCGUGAAACACGAAUGUUGUCAGAUUACUCAGAGCUCGAGGAGGAGAAUAUUUCAUUGCAGAAGCAAGUGUCGAGCUUAAGGAGCUCCCAAGUGGAGUUUGAGGGUGCCAAACAUGAAAUAAGACGGCUCACGGAAGAGAUUGAAUUGCUCAAUUCGCAAGUUGAGGAGCUAACGAAUCUCCGGAAGAUUGCUGAGAAGCAAAUGGAGGAAGCUCUGGAGGCCUUACAGGGGGAACGGGAAGCAAAGUAUGCGCUGAAAAAGGAGCUCGAUGCACAUAUCAAUCGUGAGAGUAUAUACAACAUUAGCAAUUUGGCAUACAACAUCCGUGGGAUGGAUGAGAAUAACAUGAAUAGCGAUGGGGAUGAAGAUUUGCCGGCACUCAAGCGUAUCGAAGCGGACCUUUCGAGUGAACUCAAAUCUCCGGAUGGCACAAAGGUUGAUCUCUUCUCGGAAAUUCACCUCAAUGAGCUGAAGAAGCUGGAGAAGCAAUUGGAAUUGCUUGAAAGUGAAAAGAAGAGCUUAACGGCCAAUUUGCGGGAAUCCCAGCAGAAUUUGGAUAAGAGUCAGAGUGAUUUGCAGAGUUUCAUGUCACGCGUGAGUGUCCUAAGUGCCCAUGUUGAUGCCCUGCAGCAGCUGAAGAAGCAAAUUGAUGCUGAAGAUAUGGCCAAGAAAACGCCCAAGGAUGAUUUGAUUAAUGAAAAACUCCGUGCCGUUGUAACGCAGUACAGCAAUUGGUUCUUGCUCAGUGGCAAAGAAAUUGAUACCCUCCGUGCUGAUCUCAUUGAAUUGCAGAAGAAUCUCAAUUGCCCGGAUGCAAUGAUUCUCCUUCGCAAUGAGAUUACCAAUUUGAAGAAUAAACUCCUCAGCACCGAACAGAGAUCCCUCGAUCUCCAGAGUGACGUUGAGAUCCUCACGGCGAUCUCACAGAAUGCCGGACAGAGCCUUGGCUCAGCACGCAAUACACUAGUGGUGCUAAGUGAUGAACUUGCUCAACUCUAUCAUCUAGUCUGUACCGUCAACGGGGAGACGCCCAAUCGUGUUCUCCUCGAUCACAAGAGCGACGAUCUGGACAGUGACUCACUCUCAGCCAUUCAGGCACAAUUUAAAUCCGACACCCUCGCAUCCAAGGCGCAAACAAUCGAAGAUCUCCAAGCACUUUCGGAUGCUGUGGAGAUUCGCAAGUAUGUGGACACAGUGGCGGAUCAAAUAAAGUAUCUCAAGUCCUCUGUGGAGCGCACAAUUGACAACAACAAGCACAGUGUACGCAGCUCCACGGCCGGUGGGGAGGAUAAGGAGAAUCGCGAGGAAAUUGCAGAUCUGCAGGAGCAGAUAAUCAAACUCAAGAGUCUCCUGUCCGCCAAGAGGGAGCAAAUUGCCACACUGAGAACUGUUCUCAAGUCCAACAAAAAUACCGCAGAGGUUGCUCUCACAAAUCUCAAGUCCAAAUAUGAGAAUGAGAAGUUGGUUGUGAGUGAGACAAUGUCCAAGCUUAGGAAUGAGCUGCGACUCCUCAAGGAGGAUGCUGCAACCUUCUCAAGUUUGAGAGCAAUGUUUGCAGCAAGGUGCGAAGAGUACGUAACACAGGUGGAUGAUCUUCAUCAUCAGCUCAGUGCAGCUGAAGAAGAGAAGAAGACGCUGAAUCAACUGUUACGGUUGGCGGUACAGCAGAAACUUACCCUAACACAGCGUCUCGAAGAAAUUGAGAUGGAUCGGGAGAUGCGUCAUGCCAGACGACCUAUGCCACCAGCACGUGGUGGGUCCAAAUCCUCCUUUUCACGGACACCAAUUAGAAGUAACACCGGCAACAAUUCCAACCCCAAUAACUUCUUCUAACACGAACUCUCAAUGCAUCGCAAGAUUUUAGCUUUAGUUUCGACUCUUCUAAAGAUGUAGGAACUAUCUUGUUCAACUACAUCAUGCAAAUAUCUCUUUUAGGUUUUUUUGCGUCUUUGGAAGAGGAUGCAAUCCUUUUUUUUUUUUUUGAUUAUUUUUGGGUUUUCUUGGAGAAACCCAAAAGAAAGAAAUAGACCAAAUAAUUCAUUGGGAAGGUUCUUAUUGCGAUGAAUUGCCAAUUCCUUUAUUUUUUCUAAUCACAUUUUUGGCAAUGAAAUUGAUGAAAGUUUAUGAAUGUGGGGAACAAUAGUAUUAAAAAAGAAGAAUUGUAAUUUUUUCUACUUAUUUUCCGCAAAGUUCGUAAAAGAAGAAAGUUUUCUACAGUGCGCAAAAGAAAUUGAUUAUUAAAGUGAUUAAUUUAUCUAACACAAUUAAAAACUAUAUAAUUAUUAAUUAUAUAUAUUUUUAUAGUGCAGACACAUCUGCAAUAUUCCUCAAAUUAAUGCCCAUAAUCGCGAUAUAUUUUUUAAAAAAUAUUAUAUUUUUUAUUUAUUCAACACCAAUAUUAAAUUGUUAUAAUAUAAUUAUCAAGAUUUAUUAGAAUUUAACAUUUAUUAACCCAAUUUAUUAUUUAAAUUGCAAUAUAAAUCACUUUUUGUGCUGCAAAUUUAUUCUUCAAAAAAAAAUCAUUGAAUUAUUGUAUACUCUAACAGAAGAAAAAGAAAAAUUUUGUAUUGUGACGAAAAUUGUAAUGUGCAAGUGGAAGGAAAAACAAAUAAUUUAACACGCAUCAGUGUCCCUAAGGAUACAACAUAAAAGAAUUAAGUGAAAAAAAAAUGCUACAAAAAUUGUAUAGACAAAAAUGCGUCCAAAAAUGUUGAAGGAAUUUUUUCCUUAUUAGAAAAAAUCUUCCGUUUAUCCUGAGAAAAGAAAAUAAAUAAUAAUUUCUCUCCUGA
Messenger RNA from Lutzomyia longipalpis, 3437 nucleotides. RefSeq names its product protein bicaudal D (gene BicD). The transcript is spliced from 5 exons. NCBI's taxonomy places the organism in Eukaryota, Metazoa, Arthropoda, Insecta, Diptera, Psychodidae. Gene Ontology annotation, cellular component: cytosol; Golgi apparatus. The coding region runs from base 172 to 2481 and encodes 769 amino acids. The record is from RefSeq and is a predicted model, not a curated record. Gene Ontology annotation, molecular function: dynactin binding; cytoskeletal adaptor activity; dynein complex binding. Gene Ontology annotation, biological process: regulation of microtubule cytoskeleton organization; protein localization to organelle; microtubule anchoring at microtubule organizing center.